This is a messenger RNA of Colletotrichum destructivum, 1648 nucleotides long. RefSeq lists its product as uncharacterized. NCBI's taxonomy places the organism in Eukaryota, Fungi, Ascomycota, Sordariomycetes, Glomerellales, Glomerellaceae. The transcript is spliced from 4 exons. The coding region runs from base 193 to 1245 and encodes 350 amino acids. The record is from RefSeq and is a predicted model, not a curated record.
CCGCUUUCUUCGCUCCUGCUCUUCUCUUCUUCUUUCCCGCCAUCUCGUCGACAAUCCCUUUUCUUGCAGGUCCCCUUUCCUCUUCUUUCGUCUUCCUCCCUCCUACCUCUCCCACCUCUUUCGACCGACCAUCCCCAAGCUCGUCUUCGCCCAUCACCACAACGACACCGAACCACACAAAAAAGCCUCAAGAUGUCGAGACAGUCGCGUGGUCCCCCGGCCAGUUCGGCUUCCACCGCUCCUUCCAGCGUCCGCUCCAACGAGUACUUCGUCCCGAGAGACGGUAUUGACCGCGAGGUCAUCACCGCUGACAUCUGCCGUUAUCUCGGAAAUGAUGCUCUUGUGCGCCCUGGUCACUACGAGAAUCCCCAGACCGGCCAAGUAGUCCAGGGUUACUACAUCACAGCAUAUCGGAACCUAACAACAGCCAUGAUCGAUGACUUGAAGGCCGAUUCUGCGCGAUGGGAAGCAGAGAGGCGGCAACAGGCCGCCCGGAACACCUCAGGAGGGUACCGCCAGUCGGAAACUCAUUCCGCACGCCAACACUAUGGCCCUACGGAUUCCACUGGCUACCCGGACGUGGGACGUGACUCCUAUGACAGCGCCCCCAGAUACCCCGGAUCUCAAGCCCCAGGAUACUCAGGGAACUCUACUCAGGGCUACUCUGGAUCUGCUGCGGUCUACGCCCAGCAACCUUCCUCUUUUCCUUCUUCUGGUGGUGGGUAUUCAUCAUCCUAUGCCUCUGGAGGCUCGUACUCCCAGCCGGACCCGAGGGACCCCAGAUACGCUGGACAGAUGGCUCAAGGAUAUGGAGAACCUCCCUACAUGGCUACCGCUGCGAACCUCGCUCGAAGCGGCUACCCCGCAGACCCGUACGGCGCUGGACAGCCUUCUCGGACCCCUACCACCAUGGCGCCCCAGCAGGGACAGACUUACUCUUCCGGAUCACAGGCUCCGGCGGGUUACCCUUCCGGUUAUUACCCACCCUCGACCUCGGCCUCGUACGGUUCUGCGCCUGUGGCUUCUGAUCCCUUGUACGGACGCGCGUCCCCAGCAGGUGGCCCCGUCCACCCGUCCAUUUCUGGCCAAGGAUCACAGUAUGAGCAACCCCCUGCCCCUCGCACCUCCGCCACCCCUACGAAUUCCAAAACUCAGGUGUCAAGCAGUGGAUCGCACCCUCGCCGUGAAAGGGACUCUGACCGGAGUCAUCACCAAUCCGACCGCCACCGCCCUCCCCGCCGCUAAUACGUUACCAUUCCAUGGACUGUUGUAGCCACUCUGACUGCACGAGACAUCCGUCUCGUGAGUUGUCUGUUAUGAAUUUCAUCCUAAUGAUCCUGGACUUGGAGACUCAUCACCGGCGUCGGCUUUCUUAUCAUUUGUUUCUCCCGGAUAGAACCUUCCCUGGACUUUGAGAGGUGUGAAAACCACCUCGUGAGUUGCAAGUCUGCAUCUCGCAACCCGUUGUCUGGCUUUGCUGGCGUUUUGGCUUUGCACCGGCUCAGAGUUUCCUUGGCUCUAAUCUACUCCGGACCCGUUUACCUGAGGUUCUCUGCCAUCUUGCCUGGACAUUUCCCGGAUUUUACCUGGACUGCCACCAAAAAUUGACUUUUGUCGCAUACCCUGGACGUUUUACGACUGCAUACAU